Schistosoma turkestanicum is the source of this 2007-nucleotide messenger RNA. The record is from the annotation of a GenBank genome assembly. NCBI's taxonomy places the organism in Eukaryota, Metazoa, Platyhelminthes, Trematoda, Strigeidida, Schistosomatidae.
AUGCAAGCAGAUCAUUCAAAAGGAGAUUCGGAUGUGUUUUCGAAUAUCUUUCCUUAUUUUUUUAUCCGAUCUGUGACCGAGCAAGAAUGUAAAAAGUUGAUUGCAGAAGUGUUUGUUCCAUACUCGAUCCCAGCUUCAACUAAUUUUGGAGUUCAAAAGGAUCUUCGACAAAAACGAUUUUCUUUUGAAUUGUCAGUUCAUGAACCCUUAGCCGCUUUGUUAACUCGUCUUAUAUCUUCUAUUAAUGGUCAGCAUUUGAAAGGAAAGUGCGUAACCACCAAUGACAGAGUUUAUUUCGCUACAAAAGCUAGCUUAGUUUGCAAAAAUACAGAUGAAUCUAGUGGUUCAACAGAAUUUAACGAUGACAAAACUCUUGAAGAGUGUUUCCUAUCUGACUCUAGUAACGAUGAUGUUAAUAAACCAUACCAAAUGUUGCUGCAAAUCAACUUUUCUAUGCAUGAUUAUCCUGAAAAAGAUACCUUGCUCGUUUAUGCUGUCCAAAGAAAUCCAGCACGUAUAGUCCAAUGCCGUUUAAACACAAUUCCAAUGGUGGGUUGCCCAGUUGUACCAUUUCUUGAAGGGGAAAAUAUAUGUCUGACAAAUUCUGAAUUUCUCUGGUUCGUCGGACAGUCUAAAAAAUGGCCCGAUAAACCUUGUCACAGAGGCUUCCUAUUCAUACCGACUGAAGAUCAUGUUGGUUUGUCGAUUCGGCUGAAAGUUCGUGUACGUGAUGUUAAAGGCAUGGCCGGUGUUCCAUUUGGAACAUGCAAAUUUUUUGAUCCGUAUGGACAACCAAUUGAAUGCAAAUCACCGGUUCUUAUGGCACCUAAUCAGAUAUUUCAUCAACAGAGGUAUAAGUGGAUUGAAAACAAUCAACUAGAUUCGCAACAUUUACGUGUUGUCAGUUACAACAUUCUGGCUGAAAUGUACACUCAAUCUGAAUUUGCUCGUGACCAUUUAUUCAAACAUUGCCCAGAGAAAUGUAUUAGUUCAUCCUACCGAUUACCUUUGAUUUUACGUGAACUAUUUUCCUAUCAGUCGGAUUUCAUUUGUCUUCAGGAAGUUGAUCGAUGGGUUUACGACAAAUACCUUUUGAAUGCUUUACGAUCUCAUCGAAAUAUGGACGGCAUAUUCUUAGCUAAAAGAGCAGUCGUAACUGAUCCACAUAAUCCAGCUAAAAUAAAAACUGACAUAGAAAAAGAAAAGGGUGAAGGUUGUGCAAUUUUUUACCGUCGCACUCGUUUUGAACUUGUAUUGAAAUGCGGCCUACCAUCAAUACUUCAUUAUGCCUCAACUGUUCCAUUUUUAUCAGUUAUGCUAAAUAGUUUCAAUUCUACAACAUCAAAUUGCGGUUCUACGUCUCAUUCCUUUGGUGAAGAAGAUAAUGAAACCCAUAUUCAAAAGUCGUUAUCACAAUGCCUGAUCAGUGGAAUAUUUCGGGAAAAGUCGACCACAUCACAAUCUCCUUUACUGAUUGUUUCGAAUGCCCACUUCUACUUUCAUCCUUCUGCUAGCGCAAUUCGAAUGAUUCAGGCAUGUACAGUACACCACUACUUAUCAAAACUUGCUAUGGAUUACAGACAGUUGGAUAAGAGACCGAUUCCAAUUGUUUUUUGUGGGGAUAUUAAUCAGUGUCCAGGUAGUGAUGUGUAUACCGCUCUCACUCAAGGUGACAAAUGCUCCUCUGACGAGAAAUUUCCUUAUCAGCCUACGUUUGCAUCAGCUUAUGAAAAUAAUCCACUGGAAUUCACUAACUGGGUGCCUGGAUUUCACAGUGUUUUGGAUGUCAUACUGUAUAAUACCGACUCAGAUUUGAAGUGUAUCCAUGUGUUACCGAUUGGUUCACUGGAGAAAAUGAAAGAGCUGUUAAUCCAACUAAUGAGCGCAAAUGGUCAAAUCACACCGGAUUCUAGUGAAUUGGGUCUGCCAAAUGCCUAUUUCCCAAGUGAUCAUAUCGCUCUUGUCGCUGAUUUUUCAUGGGACUCUUUAAAACAUACAAGUGAAUAA